CCCCCCCUCAAACAGCGAGUAAACAGGUGGCGUGAGAGACGGCGCACGAAGCUCCUAGUACCUUUGACCUCAUACCAGAAACUCUGUUCACCUGUUGGUUCCUCUUCCGCCUUCUCCUUGUAGAGUGGAGUUGUUUCUACCUGGAUCCUGACAACAGAAUAACUAUUUUUGGAUUCAGUAAUGCCAUUUCGGUCUGAAGUGCUUUUUAUCGACCUCACACAGGAAUGAGCCAGCAGCCGCGAUCAAACCGGGGACGCCGGGAGAGGAACGGAGACCACCGGCAGCACUAUGACGACAGGUCUUCCUCUUCACCCCCAUAUUACCCCCGAGAAGAUGACUCGCAUCAUGUACGGGAGGUCCCUCGGGUGGAGCACAGUGACUCCAAAUGUACCAACAUUUGCUCCAGAAGAGGCAUUGUCCUGAUCUGCGCUGUGCUGACCAACGGUCUGGUCCUGAUAUGUGUGGUCGCGGCUCAGAUGGUUACGUCAGGAAUGUCCUCGGCAGCCAGCAUGGGCGGCUUUGACAUCAACUCCAACAUCAACUUUCAAGGUACCGAGCUGCAGAAGUUACGAGACCUGGACAUGCAGUACAGCCAGAUGAGGGCGCCGAGCAUCUACGGCGGCAUCCCCUUCAGCCUCACCUUUGGAGUCCUGUCAUUGCUGUUUGUGGUGUCCGGGAACAAACCCCCACACCUGAUGUCGCGGAAGCUCCUGGUGGGAGCGCUGAUCUUUCAGGCGGUGGGCGCAGUGGUGUACGUGGUAGCUGUCGGUCUCUACUUGCACUUCGUGAUCAAAGUCAACUCCACAGACGUGUGCAAGCAGCGGGAGAUUCUGUACUCGCGGAGCGGGUACACGUGGAUGAACUGCGACGUGAGUGGGGCCGAUGCAGCAGUGGCUCUGUUUGGACUCAUCACUGCCAUUCUGUACAUUGCUGGCACAGUGCUCACUUUCCAGACCAUUCGCCACGUGAAGCGUUACCUACAGGAACGAAAGCGGAGGGAAGCGGAGAGAAAGCAGAAUCGAAGCAACCCACAGAGGGCCCCGCUGAGGGCCGAGACCACGUCUGUGUGAGGGAGGCUUGUGUCCUGUGGUUAAGGGGACACAGUUUCUGCUACGAUGACCUGCGCUGCACAUCUGAACUGCUUCAAAGAGGAUCGGCUCCAAAUGUGUCAGACAGACAGAUCACAAGAAACAUUUAAAGUUACAUCCCUUCAUUUACCCCAAAUGGACACAGCUACUUUGUAGUACAAACUACUUGUGUGUUACUCCCCAAAACUGACAGCUCACACAAGCUCACAAGUUUUCUGACUCAUUGGGGCUUUGACACAUUUGUGUAGUGAAUGAAAAAUAGCCUUUUAUAUAGAUAGAUAGAUAUAUAUAUAUAUAUACACAUAUGUAGAUACACAGAUCUUUGGCUGUGAGAACUGGGCACUUUGCUGUGGAUCAGGGGACAUAAACAGUACUGUGAGGUAGCACUAAUGUGCUGCUGUGGCUUAGAUGAAAAUGAAUAGCUAGAAUACAUUUGUGAUUGAAACGGUACAGUUGAACACUAAAGCUAUUGUAUGACAACUAAAGCUUCCUAGUACUAAAUGAAUGUAACGUUGUUUCCUCAGGCACUGUAAUACAUGGACGAAUAUUAAAGCUUUUCCACUUACGGAGAGAACUAGAAAUGAAGUGAAGACUCAGCCAUCAUUUAUCAGCCCCACAUGUUGUUAGUUAGCUCAGAAAAUGAAAAAUGUAUUAUGUUGGCUUCUUGUGCACGUUCUCUCACUUUUGUCGAUUUUUAAGUUUUUGUAUGCAUCUUUUUUUUUUUUUUUUUUUUUUAAUCUUUUAUCCAUAUGUAACUUUGUUCUCAAAGAUGUCAGUUGUCUCAGGUCAUGCUGAACAUGACCAGCUCGAGUAUCUAAGCCUGUUUUACUGUUGGAGACAGUUUUUUUUUUUUUAUUGUAACAUGUACACUGCUUAAUGUGUUUUCUACCAGUUUGCAACAUUUUAUCUACUUUAAUUAAACUGAUUAUGAUUCCAUUUAAAA
Molecule: messenger RNA, 2031 nt
Organism: Oreochromis aureus
Lineage: Eukaryota; Metazoa; Chordata; Actinopteri; Cichliformes; Cichlidae
Exons: 4
Coding region: 225-1070 (281 amino acids)
Cellular component (GO): membrane
Source: RefSeq, a predicted model, not a curated record